Messenger RNA from Closterium sp. NIES-65, 465 nucleotides. Lineage: Eukaryota; Viridiplantae; Streptophyta; Zygnematophyceae; Desmidiales; Closteriaceae. The record is from the annotation of a GenBank genome assembly.
AUGGACUGGAGGGAGUACGGAGGGGUGGAUGGGGAGCAGGGGAGACGGGGAGAGGGAAGCACAGGGGGGCAGGGGGACUGUCAAGGGAGAGGGGGCACGGCUUGUAUGGCAGCUGCUGUGCCCCCUCUCCUCUUCCCUGCUGCUGUGCCCCCUCUCCUCUUCCCUGCUGCUGUGCCCCCUCUCCUCUUCCCUGCUACUGUGCCCCCUCUCCUCUUCCCUGCUGCUGUGCCCCCUCUCCUCUUCCCUGCUGCUGUGCCCCCUCUCCUCUUCCCUGCUGCUGCGCCCCCUCUCCUCUUCCCUGCUGCUGUGCCCCCUCUCCUCUUCCCUACUGCAGCACCAACAUCCACGGCUAUAGCAGUGCCGGCUGUAGUAGCGCUCGUAAGAGACAAUAGGCAAGAGGGGUGGCAGUGUACGUGCACUGGGGACUGUAGUAGCUGUAGCAGCUACAGCUGCAGCUGCAGCUGA